Messenger RNA from Chrysochloris asiatica (Cape golden mole), 1631 nucleotides. RefSeq names its product paraoxonase 2 (gene PON2). Bases 106 to 1170 code for a protein of 354 amino acids. The record is from RefSeq and is a predicted model, not a curated record. NCBI's taxonomy places the organism in Eukaryota, Metazoa, Chordata, Mammalia, Afrosoricida, Chrysochloridae. Gene Ontology annotation, cellular component: extracellular region. The transcript is spliced from 9 exons. Gene Ontology annotation, molecular function: arylesterase activity.
GGAUGGGGCGGAGCCCGACCCCGCGCCGGCUGAACUGGGAAGCCGGCACCGCCCUUCGUGUUCCCGGGCCAGGCCCGACCAGGCUGCGCACCGGGCUCCGGCGCCAUGGGGCGGCUGGUGGCUAUGAGCCUGGUGGGAAUCUCGCUGGCGCUCCUGGGCGAGAGGUUUCUGGCGCUCAGGAAUCGACUUAAUGCCUCCAGAGAGAUAGAAUCUAUAGACCUUCCAAAUUGCCACCUGAUUAAAGGAAUUGAAGCUGGCUCUGAAGAUAUUGACAUACUUCCCAAUGGCCUGGCUUUCUUUAGUGUGGGUCUGAAACAUCCAGGACUCCAUAGCUUUGCGCCAGAUAGGCCUGGAGGAAUACUAAUGAUGGAUCUAAACGAGAAGAAACCCCGGGCACUGGAAUUAAGAAUUAGCCGUGGAUUUAAUUUGGCUUUAUUUAAUCCACAUGGCAUCAGCACUUUUAUAGAUGACGAUGGCACAGUUUAUCUCUUUGUUGUAAACCACCCGGAAUUCAAGAGUACAGUGGAAAUUUUUAAAUAUGAAGAAGAAGAAAAUUCUCUUUUGCAUAUAAAAACGAUUAAACAUGAGCUUCUUCCAAGUGUGAAUGAUGUCGUAGCUAUUGGACCUGCACAUUUCUAUGCCACCAAUGACCACUAUUUCUCUGACACCUUCUUAAAGUACUUGGAAACAUACUUCAACUUACACUGGGCAAAUGUUGUUUACUACAGUCCUAAUGAAGUUAAAGUAGUAGCAGAAGGAUUUGAUUCAGCAAAUGGAAUCAGUAUUUCACCUAAUAAGAAGUACAUCUAUGUUGCUGAUAUAUUGGCUCAUGAAAUUCAUGUUUUGGAAAAACACACUAAUAUGAAUUUAACUCAGUUGAAGGUUCUCAAGUUGGAUACACUGGUGGAUAAUUUAUCUAUCGAUCCGUCCUCGGGGGACAUCUGGGUAGGCUGUCAUCCUAAUGGCCAGAAGCUCUUUGUGUAUGAUCCAAACAAUCCUCCUUCGUCAGAGGUUCUCCGCAUCCAGAAUAUUCUGACUAUGAAGCCUACGGUGACUACAGUUUAUGCCAACAAUGGAUCUGUUCUUCAGGGAAGUUCUGUGGCCUCAGUAUAUGAUAGGAAGUUACUCAUAGGCACUUUAUACCACAGAGCCUUGUAUUGUGAACUCUAAAAUGUAUUUUGGUAUGAAAGUGAGACAACUCCUAACAAUUAUCUAUGAAUUUUUAAUUCUGAUGGAAUCUACCCACAGAGUUCACCGAGAAAUGUGUGGCAUGUAUAGUUAAUUUUAUUUCAGUAGGAAAGAGCCCUUCGGUUGUUAGAACACUUUCAAAAUAAAAAGAAAAUGAACUGUUUUUUUAAAAAAUGCCAAGAAAGAGAAAAGAAAGCUGCUUUCAGGUAAAGCAAAUAUACUUUGCACAAAAUAAGCCUCAACUUUGCCUUCUUACUGCCAGAACGUGAAUUCCACCCAUAGCAGGUGAGAUAUAUUUCCUUAAAAUGCAAGUGACCUCAGUUCUAGCCAUGUAACCACUGUGAUUGUCCAGAACUACUGAGAGAUAACAUUCUCUGAUGUUUUGUCCUUACUUUCUUGUUUACUGCUAAAGAGAUGGAGCUAUAUUAAAGACUAACCAAAAU